AUGGAUUCCGCCGUGGACAUGGCCGACAGCUCUCGAGCGCUGGAUCUGGCGCGCAUCCGCUUCCAGCUCAUCCGACUCGAAGACACAAUUUCCUUUUCCCUCAUUGAGAGAGUACAGUUUCCUCUGAACAAGACCAUCUACACGCCUGGCGCCCUCCCCAUCCCCGACAGCCGCCUGAGCUUCUUCGACUGGUACUUUUCUGAGCAAGAGAAGCUGCAAUCCCUGAUUCGCCGUUUCGAAUCGCCCGACGAAUACCCCUUCUUCCCAGAGUCCGUCCAGAAGCCCAUGCUGAAGCCCCUCAACUACCCCAAGAUCCUGCACAAAAACGACGUCUGCGUCAACGACAAGAUCAAAAAGUUCUACAUUGAAACGUUCCUACCAGAGGUGUGCCCCAACUUUGGCCGCGAGGACCGAGGAGAGUCGCAGGAAAACUACGGCUCGACAUCUACGUGCGACAUUGCCUGCCUGCAGGCCCUGUCUAGGAGAAUUCACUUUGGCAAAUUUGUCGCAGAGUCCAAGUUCCAGUCAGACCCUGAGCUCUACACGCAGCUCAUCAAGAACGAGGACCGGGAAGCGAUUGGCGAGUCCAUCACCAACAGAGCCGUCGAGGAGCAGGUCCUCGCCCGUCUUCGUCUCAAGGCCGAGACCUACGGCAAGGACCCGUCGAUGCUGGGCGGCGUGGAGCAGCCCGUCAAGAUCAACGUGGACGCGGUGGUGUCAAUGUACAAAGACUUUGUCAUUCCCUUGACCAAGGAGGUUGAGGUUGAGUACUUGAUGCAGAGACUCCUGCCGGAAGAGUAG
This is a messenger RNA of Trichoderma breve, 801 nucleotides long. RefSeq lists its product as uncharacterized. Gene Ontology annotation, cellular component: cytoplasm. The coding region runs from base 1 to 801 and encodes 266 amino acids. NCBI's taxonomy places the organism in Eukaryota, Fungi, Ascomycota, Sordariomycetes, Hypocreales, Hypocreaceae. The record is from RefSeq and is a predicted model, not a curated record. The transcript has 3 exons. Gene Ontology annotation, molecular function: chorismate mutase activity. Gene Ontology annotation, biological process: chorismate metabolic process; aromatic amino acid biosynthetic process.